Molecule: messenger RNA, 441 nt
Organism: Linum tenue
Lineage: Eukaryota; Viridiplantae; Streptophyta; Magnoliopsida; Malpighiales; Linaceae
Source: the annotation of a GenBank genome assembly
AUGAAACAGUCUCAAAGCAUUUCAGCUGCUUUAUCUAAACAAUUUGAGCAAAGCAAGAGUGAAUAUAGAACUCGUUUGGAAGCUUUAAUUGAUUGCAUCACGUUUCUCAUACGCAAUGGAUUGGCACAUCGUGGGCAUGAUGAAUCGGAGGACUCGGAUAACAGAGGUAACUUCCUUGAGCUUUUGGAAUUUCAUGCUCGUGGUAGAGAAAUAAUACAAAGAGUUACGUUGGAAAAUGCUCCAAGAAAUCUGCAACUCGCUUCUCUAGAUAUUCAAAACGAUAUUGUUCGUGCAUUAUCUAUUGAAGUAACUAAAGAAAUCCUCAGAGAUCUUGGAGAUGAUUAUUUUGCAAUAUUAGUAGACGAGACUCGUGAUGUGUCAAUUAAAGAGCAAAUGGUUGUAGUAAUAUGUUAUGUUGAUGGAAUUGGAUAUGUUGUAUAG